This is a messenger RNA of Funneliformis geosporum, 303 nucleotides long. NCBI's taxonomy places the organism in Eukaryota, Fungi, Glomeromycota, Glomeromycetes, Glomerales, Glomeraceae. The record is from the annotation of a GenBank genome assembly.
AUGGCCAUUGAGAUUGAAGGAUCAACAGAAAGGAUAAAUAGAACAUAUCGCUAUGUAUUACGUCUUUAUAAUGGAGAGACUCUAGAUGAAUGUGAAGAAAAGGUGAACAAAAUUCUCUCCAGCAUUGUGAAAUCAUAUAAAAUAGAGCACAUUAAAGCUUUCUCUUUUCGGGGUUAUCAUACUGAAAAAAAGUCAUAUUUACGAAUUUAUACGAAUGGUACUGGAGAGAGAAAGAAAGCUAUUCAAGCUAUCCAAGAAAAUAAUUUCGAAACUGCUUCAGAUGAUUUAUACUCAUUCUAUUGA